AUGUCUACGACUAUUACCACCGCCCUUGUUGGAUCCUCAACCAUGACUGUGGCUGCAGUUGAGACACAGUGUCCAACAUGUGGAUAUGACGAGACUCACGAUUCAUCAGAAGCUCAGCUUCGGAUCCAGGAGUUAGAGGGGUUAGUCCAGGAUUUGACCAAGCGCGCAGCUAUGACAGCGAACAAACUCGCCGACUACGAAGACGAGAUCCGACGUCUGCGCGCAACAGAAUCCCACACACGAACGCUCUCACAAUCCCAACCAAUAUAUGAGUCACCGCGUAGUAGCGUCUCCCUGGGCCCAACCUCCCACACCGACAAAUCCACUCUCUCACCAACCCAACCCCCAAGCCUACCCGACACAACCUCCCAAACCUCUCCACCAACAUAUCAAAGCCGACUCUCUACACUCGCCUCUCUUCUCCCUUACCGCCGCAGUAGCUCAACAACAACUAGCGCUCCCGCUUCCGUUGCCACAUCAUCCACUAUUCCACCCCCGACGCCAGUGUCAGCACUACCAACAACUCCCACCUCAGUCCCACCCCACACUUUCGAAACACAGACAUCGCCCGCAAGCAGCGACAAUACAUCUGAGCUUCAAGAUGCACUCACGCGCGAACAGGGACUUCGCAAGGCAGCAGAGUCUCAACUCUCACAAGCUAGCACGGAACUGGAGGAGUUAACGGUGCAACUGUUCAGUCAAGCGAACGAGAUGGUCGCACAGGAGCGUAAAGCGCGCGCAAAGCUUGAGGAACGUGUAGCUGUGCUUGAAAGACGGGAUAUCGAGAAGCGGAGUCGGUUGGAGAGACUGGAAAAGUCCAUGGCGCGAGUGGAGAGGUUGAAGGCUUUGGUGGGAUGA
Messenger RNA from Penicillium malachiteum, 858 nucleotides. RefSeq lists its product as uncharacterized. The coding region runs from base 1 to 858 and encodes 285 amino acids. Gene Ontology annotation, cellular component: cell tip; Golgi to plasma membrane transport vesicle. The transcript has 2 exons. Gene Ontology annotation, molecular function: guanyl-nucleotide exchange factor activity. The record is from RefSeq and is a predicted model, not a curated record. Gene Ontology annotation, biological process: exocytosis. Lineage: Eukaryota; Fungi; Ascomycota; Eurotiomycetes; Eurotiales; Aspergillaceae.